CCCGCCCACUGCCCGCGCCCGCCUGGUGCUCUGAGGGUUGGCGGCCGGAGGGAAGCAUGGGGACAGUACACGCCCGGAGCCUGGAGCCUCUCCCAGUGGGAGGGCCCGAUUUUGGAGCCUUAGGAGAAGAGGCGGAAUUUGUGGAAGUUGAACCCGAGUCGAAGCAGGAGAUCCUUGAGAACAAAGACUUUCCUUUGGAUAGACAUAUCUGUACUGGAAUUAUGUGGCAGAGAAGGAAGUCCAGGGAACGUCUGCUUUCCCCACUCACUGACCUGGCUCCGCCCACCGUCCAACAGUUCUCGAUGCCGACUCACAGUUGCCUUGUAGGACAGGCAGGGUACAACUCUUGGUUUUUUUUUAACUCUUUUCCAUGUCUCUGCACCCUUCGUCUUGGGCAUCAGACAGGCCUGGGCGGCUCUUCCCAUCGAGCACAGGCUGAGAGGUGGGGUCUCCCUGCAUGGACGCAAGUCAUAGCACUGCAGGAGCUCCUGGCCUCUCCUGGCGCCGCAGGAAGGCCUCAGAGGCUCUGUCUGUGCCAGUGGCCUGCUUACCUCGGGACGUGUGGUCUCUGGGCCUCACCAACGGCCUCCAUGUCUGCCGAGCCACAGGGAACCUUCCUGUGUCUGCGACAGCAUCUCACCGGAGCGACUCUGCCCCGUCCCCUCUCGCAGGUCAUGCGGAAGUCUCACGAGGCACGUGAGAAACUGCUGCGCCUGGGGAUUUUCAGACAGGUGGACGUGCUGAUCGACACGUGUCAAGGUGACGAUGCCCUGCCCAAUGGCUUAGACGUGACGUUUGAAGUGACCGAGUUGAGGAGACUGACGGGCAGCUACAACACCAUGGUUGGGAACAACGAAGGCAGCAUGGUCCUCGGCCUCAAGCUCCCCAAUCUCCUCGGCCGUGCCGAAAAGGUGACUUUUCAGUUUUCCUACGGAACCAAAGAAACGUCCUACGGCCUGUCCUUCUUCAAGCCACAGCCCGGAAACUUCAACCGAAACUUCUCCGUGAACCUGUACAAGGUGACCGGGCAGUUCCCGUGGAGCUCGCUCCGAGAGACCGACCGGGGCCUGUCAGCCGAGUACAGUUUCCCCAUCUGGAAGACGAGCCACACCGUGAAGUGGGAAGGAGUGUGGCGGGAGCUGGGCUGCCUCUCGAGAACGGCCUCCUUCGCCGUCAGGAAGGAAAGCGGGCACUCGCUCAAAUCUUCGCUCUCGCACGCGAUGGUCAUCGACUCCCGGAACUCUUCCAUCCUGCCACGGAAAGGGGCCCUGCUGAAAAUUAACCAGGAACUGGCGGGCUACACCGGGGGCGACGUGAGCUUCCUAAAGGAGGACUUUGAACUUCAGCUGAACAAGCAGCUGGCGCUGGAUUCAGUCAUCUCGGCCUCGCUCUGGGGUGGGAUGUUGGUGCCCAUGGGCGAGAAGCCGUCCAGUAUAGCCGACCGGUUUUACCUGGGCGGCCCGACCAGCGUCCGAGGCUUCAGUAUGCACAGCAUCGGGCCUCAGAGUGAAGGCGACUAUCUGGGCGGCGAGGCCUACUGGGCUGGCGGCCUGCACCUCUACACCCCGCUGCCCUUCCGGCCGGGCCAAGGUGGUUUCGGGGAGCUGUUCAGGACCCACUUCUUCCUCAACGCGGGCAACCUCUGCAACCUCAACUACGGAGAGGGCCCCAAGGCCCACAUCCGCAAGCUGGCCGAGUGCAUCCGCUGGUCAUACGGCGCCGGCAUCGUCCUCCGCCUGGGCAACAUCGCCCGCCUGGAGCUGAACUACUGCAUCCCCAUGGGCGUCCAGGGGGGCGACAGGAUAUGUGACGGUGUCCAGUUUGGAGCCGGGAUCCGGUUCCUGUAGCUGCAGCCCGGCUGUAGCUCUCCUCUUCGGGGACACCCCUGGGUACUGGCUGCCUUCUCAGAUGACUGCUCACAGGGGUGCUGCACCCCAGCUGUGGCCUGGGAACCACGCCAAUAAAUUGUACAGAGCCACCA
Echinops telfairi (small Madagascar hedgehog) is the source of this 1981-nucleotide messenger RNA. It is a transcript of the gene SAMM50, whose product is annotated as SAMM50 sorting and assembly machinery component. Bases 57 to 1847 code for a protein of 596 amino acids. The record is from RefSeq and is a predicted model, not a curated record. Gene Ontology annotation, biological process: protein insertion into mitochondrial outer membrane; mitochondrial respiratory chain complex assembly. Gene Ontology annotation, cellular component: outer membrane; SAM complex. The transcript is spliced from 14 exons. NCBI's taxonomy places the organism in Eukaryota, Metazoa, Chordata, Mammalia, Afrosoricida, Tenrecidae.